Molecule: messenger RNA, 2009 nt
Organism: Haliotis rufescens (red abalone)
Lineage: Eukaryota; Metazoa; Mollusca; Gastropoda; Lepetellida; Haliotidae
Product: acid-sensing ion channel 2-like
Exons: 5
Coding region: 281-1636 (451 amino acids)
Biological process (GO): sodium ion transmembrane transport
Cellular component (GO): membrane
Molecular function (GO): ligand-gated sodium channel activity
Source: RefSeq, a predicted model, not a curated record
UCACUGUAAGCUGGACGGACGUCAUGGCUGAAACAGUCGACAUUGGUAUGGCGUUCUUCUUACAGAAAUAGUUCUUCUAGUAUACCAGAUUCAAAUAUCUUACUCAAACAGUCGGCACUGUAGACGUUGAUGUGUAAUUUGUGAUCAGCGACACACCAACACCUGUUCGAUACAGGUUAUUCUGCUUGCCAGGUGAGAGCCAUGGAUAUGUGACAUUUAAGACUUUUGAUUUUAUAGAUUGGCCAUCGUUGGCAAUCUGUGACACUCUCUAAAACCGAAAAUGAUUGUAAACAAGGACGGGAAUCGUGUUCAUCCUCCGCCAAGAUUAGCAGACCAGCUGACCAUGCAGGGAGUCAAACAGAUCGCUGACGUCACAUCCGGUAGAUUGCGGCGUUCCUUCUGGUUCCUGGUUGUGUGUGGCGGGCUCACCUUCAGCGCCUUCAACAUCGCCAAACAGGUCCAGCUUUAUCUGUCCGUGCCUGUCAACGUCGAUAUCGACGUCAAGUUGGCGCAGACACUGCAGUUCCCUACGGUGACUGUGUGCAACACCAACAUGUUUAAGAAAUCAGAAAUUGAUAAACUCAAUCUAACGGGGGCGCUUAAAGAAGCAUUUAUAUAUGAUUUCCAAGAAAGAGUAAAAUUUGAUGACACCAAUUACGACUUUUCUGCUGUGGAUGAUUAUUCUAUUGAAACCGCCAUGUUUAAGUAUGGUCUUGACGUCAAUGAUUCUGUUAUACAGUGUGACUGGAUGCAGCAAGAAUGUGAUGCAACCCACUUGACCGAGACGAAAACGGAGAUCGGAGUGUGUUUCUCUUUCAAUGUCAAUGGCAGUACACCCACCGUCGGUUCCGGUCGACAUUAUGGUUUACACCUACUUCUGGAUGCGCAAUCAGAAGAAUUCACAAGGAGUCGCGAGAAUACUGAGGGUCCUGGGUUUAUGAUUGCCGUGCAUUCCCCUGACGUCCCACUGCUGAUGAAUGACAUAGGGAUGGCGCUCUCUCCAGGCUCACAGUACUUCUAUGGCGUGGAGCUAGCGACGACAACGUCACCAAAAGGAAUGGAUCAGUGUGGGAGCAAGAGACUCAAGUACUACAACAAACCCUACUCCCGCGAGGCUUGCCGCAUUGAAUGCCUCACCGAGUAUGCUCUGGAGCAGUGCUCAUGCCGUGACAUAUAUAUGCCUGGAAAUGGAAAACAAUGUUCAGCGCUGAAAGGCCUUCAGUGUUUGGUCCCAGCAAUGUAUCGGUAUCCAUCAACUCUUAGAGAAUGUGAGUCGUCCUGUCCACAAACCUGCUCCUACACCACGUUCAAUGUCCGCUCAUCAUCCAGUCUAAGGAUGACACAAGAAUACCUCUCCACGCUUGCAAGCGCCACCAACAAGACACCGGAUUACUGGAGAAGUAACUACGUGGCUGUAGACGUCUACUUGUCGUCAAUGACGUAUCAGAGCAUUGAGAAGCGAUAUGGGUAUUCCGUCCUUGAACUGUUCUGUGACAUAGGGGGCGCUUUGAGUCUAGUUUUGGGAGCAAGUGUUGUUACUGGUGUGGAAUUAAUAGACUUCGCAGUACAUAGACUCUGUGCUUAUUGGUGUUAUAAAAGCAAUACCAAACGAAUAAAUGUGAAACCAUCGCAAUGAAGCUGGCAUUUUAGCAAACUAUCUCUCUUUGAAUAAUACAACACAGAUUGUGUGCGUGCGUGCGUGCGUGCGUGCGUGCGUCUGUGUGUGUGCGUGCGUGCGUGCGUGCGUGCGUGCGUGCGUGCGUGCGUGCGUGCGUGCGUGCGUGUGUGUGUUAUCGAGCAUGGACCAGACAAUCAAAGAAAAUGUGUGACACUGAUCAAAUGGUUUUAUCCAGAAACGACCGGUUUAGCUUCAUGCACUCAAUAGUUCUGCACAACAAGGUUUGGGUACUGGAAUAGUGAUUCCGUCCCACGUGCAAUUUACCCGUGCACAACCAGUCUUUAUUGUUUCUAUAGUUAUUCCUUCACACUAUUUCAAUAAAGUUAUUUAU